Messenger RNA from Thalassophryne amazonica, 2247 nucleotides. RefSeq names its product dnaJ homolog subfamily A member 3, mitochondrial-like. Gene Ontology annotation, cellular component: mitochondrion. The record is from RefSeq and is a predicted model, not a curated record. Gene Ontology annotation, biological process: protein folding; mitochondrion organization; negative regulation of apoptotic process. Gene Ontology annotation, molecular function: protein kinase binding; heat shock protein binding; ATP binding. NCBI's taxonomy places the organism in Eukaryota, Metazoa, Chordata, Actinopteri, Batrachoidiformes, Batrachoididae.
UGCGCAGUUUGUCACCACCUCGCCGGCGUAGGAAUGAUGGCGUCGUCGGCUGUUCGCUGCUCCACACGCUGGAUCACAGUUAUCGUUUCUUCUGGACGUCGUCAUGCCGGUGGCGCUAUUGUCUGCGCUGCCCGCGGAGAGGUCCGGACCUUUUCUAACCUUACAGUGGAAAAUUUGUGGCGUGGAGGGAACGUGGCACACGGCGGAGCCGGGAAAGCGUUGACAUUGAGAUGGCUGUCAGGUGUCAAAUCGUCCAGCGUUUGCUCCUCGUGGUCCUUUCACACAAGUACCCCUGCCAGCAGCAAACAAGACUACUACCAGAUCCUGGGAGUACCUCGCACAGCUUCCCAGAAAGAAAUAAAGAAAGCCUACUACCAGAUGGCCAAGAAGUAUCACCCAGACACAAACAAAGACGACCCACAAGCCAAGGAGAAAUCUCAGCUUGCUGAAGCUUAUGAGGUCCUGAGUGAUGAUUUGAAGAGAAAGCAGUAUGACACAUACGGUUCAGCGGGCUUUGAUGCUGGCCAAGCAGGCGGAGGGCAGCAGUACUGGAGCCGACAGACCAGCAGUGUGGACCCAGAGGAGCUUUUCCGCAAGAUCUUCGGGGAAUUCUCAGGGGGUCAUGGUUUUGGAGACUUUAACACCAUAUUUGAUCAGCCGCAAGAGUACAUCAUGGAGCUGACAUUCACUCAGGCAGCAAAGGGAGUGAACAAAGAGAUCUCCAUUAACACGGAAGCGAGCUGUCAAAGGUGUGACGGAAAGGGCUAUGAGCCAGGUACUAAGAUCCAGCACUGCAAUCACUGCAAUGGCUCCGGCAUGGAAACUAUAAACACGGGUCCGUUUGUGAUGCGCUCUACGUGCCGUCGCUGCGGCGGCAAAGGGAAAGUUAUUACCACCCCGUGUUAUUCCUGCCGUGGAACAGGCCAGAUGAAGCAGAAGAAGACUGUGAUGGUGCCUGUUCCUGCAGGUGUGGAGGAUGGUCAGACCGUGCGAAUGCCUGUUGGCAAGAAAGAAAUCUUCAUUACAUUCCGGGUCCAAAAGAGUCCUGUGUUCAGGAGAGACGGUGCCGACAUCCACUCUGACCUUCAUAUCUCUGUGGCUCAAGCCAUUCUAGGCGGCACAGCCAGAACACAGGGCCUUUAUGAAAACCUCAACUUAUCACUUCCUGCAGGUGUUCAGACAGACCAAAGGAUAUGUCUUACAGGAAAGGGAAUCGCUCGUGUCAGUGGCUAUGGCUACGGAGAUCACUAUGUUCACAUCAAAAUCAAGUCCCCAAAAGUUGUCUUCCUGUGCAGAAUGCUGACGGACAAACAGAGGGCUUUGCUGAUGAGCUACGCAGAGGACGAGACGGAUGUGGAGGGGACCGUGAACGGAGUCACAGUCACUGCCACAGGUGGAGGCAGCAGUGGUAAGCAGUCUGAGGCAGGGCAAUCUAGGAGUGACAAAAAGGAAGAAAGUGAAGGAGGAGGCUUUUUCUCCAAAUUAAAGACAUUAUUUAGUUCCUCCUGACAGCCACAAACAGGUAAAAGAUCUUGGAACUGAGGCACUUCAUCAGGUGGUCUGAGGGCAGAGAGAGAGGACACCUUUGUUCCUGACAAGUUUUAGUUCUUGGCUCAGGCCUGGGAUGGUUCUGGACUAUCUGGAUGAACCCGACCAGUCCUGGAGUUGGUGAUGAGCAGUGAGUAAGACUGAGGAUGACUCGUUCUUUUCCUCUGCCAACAUCAAUAUGCACCAGAAGAUGCAGUGUGCCAUUUGACACUCUGCAAAGACUCAGUUACUACAAAUCCAGCUGUGCAUGUUUGUUUUUCCUGAAUCGCCGUAUGAAAAUUAUCCUUGUGCACAGAUUUAAAUAUUAGCCAGUCUUACAGAUAGUCCAAAUUGACUGUUUUCUUCUGUCUGCUUCGAUGUGGCUCUUCUCACAAAUACUAAAAUUUAUCCCAAUGUUUUUCAUCAUUUUCAGUCUCAAAAUGUUAACCCUGCUUAUAUUUAAGCCGGGGUUUGUGCGGAACAGCCUGCUGUAGUCAGAUUGGACUCUGAUUUGUUGGCUAAACUGCUGCAAACCUAAUUUUGCUAAUUCUCUGUACUGAGAAUGUUGCUGUUUAUUGAACCGUACACAAGAGAAUUUAUUCAGUUACAGAAGGCUGUUCUGCAUCUGUAGUUACGCUGACACAGACAGUUGUGGAUUGUACAGUGUCUCAUCCCGAUGUACUGCACAUGUACAAUAAAGCUAUGAUCUGAAAAAUCUUG